CUGGCCCUGGGACAUCGGACAACACCCACAGGCCUCAUCUCACGUUCUCUCUACGCUCCUCUUGCCUUCCCGGGGCUCUACGGAUGCGGAUGCCCUGCUUGGAUGCUUUCAAUGGGACAUCUGAGAUAGAGAGAGACACGCGAGAAGAGCCGGACCCUGUCAUGCUUGUCCGCAAUAGCCUAUCUUUCAGCGUUCAAGGAUCAGCUUGUCGUGUCUACGAGUCUCAUCUCCUCAGCAAGCUCAGCUUCUCCUCUCCACUUCGUACUGUGGUACGGAUAGGACUCUCUCACAACUCUGACAGUUGGAUCAGCACGACAGCAGGAAGCAGCGUCGCAUUCCCCCAAGGCAAGGCAAGGAAGGCCUCCACGGCCAUUUCGCCCCUGGGGUUGUUCGGCUUGCAGCCUUGCUAGCUUUGGUAGCGGUUAUUAGCAUAAUAACACUAGGAAAAAAAGCAAAAGCAAAGCCGAGCAAAGCGCACAGAGCGACGAGUCUGGCCCCCUUGUCCUCGCUCGCGCGCCCACUAACCACCCACACCCUUCUCUUUGGCCGCGUCGACGACCAACGGGGGACAACGGGGGAGGGAUGGGGGUCAUCGGGACGGGACCCUACAGGCACAGGCAUACCAGAGACAGGAAACGCCGUGUCGCCCAACGCUCGCAAAAUUUCCGCCAGCCCACACGCCCAGCAGCGCUUGUGCUGGGUGCCCAGUUGCCCACACAAUCAGUCCUGCUGGAGACGGGGCGCCGGGGGCGGUAGGAGGAGUCAGGACUCAAAGGACCUGUGUCGUGCUUGUUCGGCCGAGUCGAGAAAAGGAGAAAUACCUCGUCUGCCCCCUC
Messenger RNA from Colletotrichum acutatum, 836 nucleotides. RefSeq lists its product as uncharacterized. Lineage: Eukaryota; Fungi; Ascomycota; Sordariomycetes; Glomerellales; Glomerellaceae. The transcript has a single exon. Bases 84 to 410 code for a protein of 108 amino acids. The record is from RefSeq and is a predicted model, not a curated record.